GAGCAGCGGUGAGUGAAGGAAGAGUUGGUCCUGUAGACCGAAGCCUUAGAGAGGAAGGAACACCUGCCACUGCAUUUUGGACACAGGCUGCUUGGAUUGGUCAGAUCUCAUCUUUAUCAUGAUCAUCAUCAUCUCUCUGCUCCUGUUGGGCUCUCUGCUGCCAAACCUGAGCUUCACUGCCAGUGUCAAGGUGCGUAUAGUGAAUGGCUCUGAAGCACGACCUCACUCCAGACCUUACAUGGUUUCUGUUCAGAAGAAUAGGAGACACGUUUGUGGAGGAUUCCUUAUUUCUGAUCAGUUUGUCUUGACUGCUGCACACUGCAGAGAUGACACUGAGAUUCUGACAGUUGUGGCAGGUGUACAUGACUUAUCAAGCAGCAGUGAAAACCAUGUCCGCAUUGGUGUGAGUACCUAUAACAAGCCUCCAGAAUACGACCCUGAUCCGAAAAAACCUAAAAUAGCCGACCUGAUGAUUCUGAAGCUGAAUAAAAAAGUCAAACUAAACAACAAGAUCAAGACGAUUCCCAUACCAAUGACACCUGUAGAGAUCAGAGUGGACACUGAUUGCAGUGUUGCAGGCUGGGGGUUUGUGACGAAUAGCGGCCCUUCAAGUCAGACCCUUAGAGAGGCAAACGUGAAAAUUAUAAAGAACACGGACUGUGCUGCUCGAUGGGACUGGGUUUAUGAAGCAUCACAGAUGAUGUGUGUAUAUGGCCGUGGAGGAUCCUGUGACGGGGAUUCAGGAGGUCCUUUGGUUUGUGACAACACUGCGGUGGGCGUUACAGCCUUUGUAAGCUUCAAGAGCUGCAACGAUCCAAAUCUACCCAACGUUUAUACGAAAAUUUCUGCAUUUCUUCCAUGGAUCCAGAGCAUAUUAAGAACUAAAUGAAUUCUGCAAAAAUGGAUUGAAAUGCUUGCUUUUAUUUCUUUUAUCUUUUUAAACUGUAUUUUUUUAAUAACUCAUUAAACUAUAGGCUUCUGCACCGUACUCAUCACAAACUAUGCUCUAUGCAUUAUAUUUUUGUGGUCGUGCGUGUGUUUGAUGGUUAAAUUUCUGAUUUUUUUCACAAACAGAUUUCAAAUAAAGCAUUGAGCAUCAAGCAUCAAUAAGUCAACGUGUCUUACUGUAAUGAAAUUGCAGCAAACACAGUUCAAUUUUAACUUAACUGAGAUAAUCAAGUAAAACUAGAUUGCAGUUUUAUUAUCUUUCCCUAAAAUAAGGACAACAUCCUUAUCAAAGUGUA
Molecule: messenger RNA, 1244 nt
Organism: Paramisgurnus dabryanus
Lineage: Eukaryota; Metazoa; Chordata; Actinopteri; Cypriniformes; Cobitidae
Product: complement factor D-like
Biological process (GO): proteolysis
Molecular function (GO): serine-type endopeptidase activity
Source: RefSeq, a predicted model, not a curated record